AUGGACAAUAAUAAUAAGAAAUCAAUUAUUAUAAGUUUAGAUAAUGAACAAUUAUCUUUUUUACAUACGAAUAAACAAAAAAUAUGUAUUGUUAGAAAUUUAAUGGACAAGACUAUGGGUAAUACUAUUUGGGCUGCAUUUCAACCAUUCCAACAUAAUGUAAUCGAGUGGAAAGACCAAUCAUUUGGCCUGUUUGCUUCCUCUGAACUACACAAUGUGGCGUCAAGACCAAAAGGACCAAUUCCAAAGGACUGUGUAGAAGAUACUGCCUAUAGUCACUUACUGUACACUUUUAAUCAAGGCGCCUUUACAAGAUCAUUCUUGACACAAGAUCCAAAGGAAACACAAAGACUCAAUAAUCCAUCGUCACCCAAAACCUAUACCAUUGUCAACAAGAGUGGUGGUUUAGAAACAUUUGGACUAUUCCAAACUUUUGAAGUAUCCAUUAACAACAAACGAUUCGAACGUGUCCAGUUGGAUGCUCAAACUGUCGGUAAUGAAGAAACCAUCAAAUUCCAAGUUCAACCACUCCCAACAUUCUUUAUCUUUAUCGGUCCUGAUACCAUUCAAGCUGGUGAUCAUAUCCCUACACUCCCAAGUGAUGGCAGUCAUUCCCCUUUUAAACUAUCAUUUGAUACUUCCCAUACCCAAUCAAAAAAAGUAUCAUAUGAUUCAAAUACAAAAGAAUUUUAUUUAUCCUAA
Messenger RNA from Cavenderia fasciculata, 702 nucleotides. RefSeq lists its product as uncharacterized. NCBI's taxonomy places the organism in Eukaryota, Evosea, Eumycetozoa, Acytosteliales, Cavenderiaceae. The coding region runs from base 1 to 702 and encodes 233 amino acids. The record is from RefSeq and is a predicted model, not a curated record. The transcript has a single exon.